GAUUGAUGUGCUUACAUUGUUUCAGUAAGUUAAUCGGGGCAAGAGAUUACACAAGUGAAGGUACUAGGGACCUCCAAGGACAUGGUACUCACACAGCGUCCACAGCGGCUGGAAACGCAGUUGUGGAUACAAGCUUCUUUGGAAUAGGCAAUGGAACAGCGAGAGGCGGUGUUCCAGCCUCUAGAGUCGCAGCUUACAAAGUCUGCACCAUGACAGGGUGUAGCGAUGAUAACGUACUGUCUGCCUUUGAUGAUGCGAUUGCAGACGGUGUUGACUUCAUCAGCGUCUCUCUGGGGGGAGAUAACCCCUCCUUAUAUGAAGAGGACACGAUUGCGAUCGGGGCGUUUCACGCUAUGGCCAAAGGGAUUCUCACAGUGCACUCAGCCGGUAACUCUGGUCCGAAUCCGAGCACAGUUGUGAGCGUAGCACCGUGGGUGUUAUCGGUUGCAGCUACCACCACCAACCGUAGGCUUUUAACCAAAGUUUUUCUUGGAAAUGGCAAGACACUUGUUGGGAAAUCAGUGAAUGCUUUUGAUCUGAAAGGAAAGAAGUAUCCUCUUGUGUACGGAGAUUAUUUGAAAGAAUCUCUGGUGAAAGGAAAGAUCUUGGUUUCCAGAUAUUCAACUAGGUCAGAAGUAGCUGUUGCAUCCAUAACUACAGACAACAGAGACUUUGCAUCCAUUAGCUCUCGGCCCCUCUCUGUUUUAUCACAAGAUGACUUUGACUCUCUCGUCUCUUACAUUAACUCCACAAGGUCCCCGCAAGGGUCUGUUCUUAAAACUGAAGCAAUCUUUAAUCAGUCAUCUCCUAAAGUGGCUUCCUUCUCUUCUCGCGGUCCAAACACUAUUGCGGUUGAUAUUCUUAAGCCAGAUAUAUCAGCACCAGGAGUGGAGAUUCUCGCUGCGUAUUCACCUUUGAGUUCACCAUCUGACGACAGGAGCGAUGAAAGACAUGCGUGGCUGCGUACAUCAAGACUUUUCAUCCUGAAUGGUCUCCUUCCGUAA
Molecule: messenger RNA, 1004 nt
Organism: Arabidopsis lyrata subsp. lyrata
Lineage: Eukaryota; Viridiplantae; Streptophyta; Magnoliopsida; Brassicales; Brassicaceae
Product: subtilisin-like protease SBT4.8
Exons: 5
Coding region: 6-1004 (332 amino acids)
Biological process (GO): proteolysis
Molecular function (GO): serine-type endopeptidase activity
Source: RefSeq, a predicted model, not a curated record